Messenger RNA from Chara braunii, 6786 nucleotides. The record is from the annotation of a GenBank genome assembly. Lineage: Eukaryota; Viridiplantae; Streptophyta; Charophyceae; Charales; Characeae.
CGGCAAACGAAUAUCUUGGCCCUCGCAACGAUGAAGAGCGCAGCGAAAUGCGAUACUGAAUGUGAAUUGCAGAAAUCCGUGAGCCAUCGAUACCUUGAACGCACGUGGCGCCCAAGGGUUCCGCCGAGGGCACGCCUGCCGUAGCAUCAUUGGAUUCCUCACGACCUCAGCACCUUCCGUUUCGGAGAGUGGUGGGGUCCGUGGUCGUGGUUUCCCUCGCUUCCCACUUGGAGAGGACGAUAGCCUAAAGUGGAAGGGAAUUGGAGAGCAUUCCGAGCGGGCCUGUGGGGGCCGCAGCCCAGAGUGGUGCGUUUCGCUCCGCCCUGUUGUUGCCCUCCAGCACCCGUUUGUGGGUGGUGGUCUUCGUUUCCCUGAAAACGGCACGUAAGGUCGUCCCUCCGGUUUGUGUGGUCGCCGCCUUCCGUUCGCUCCCAUCAGCUUGAGGUGGGCUUGCGGGAGGGGGUGUCGGCCUCGAGAUGUGGAGGUACGUCGGGCCUUGCCUUUUGAUCUCAGGUCGGGCGGGAGCACCCGCCCAAUUUAAGCAUAUAACUAAGCGGAGGAAGAGAAACCAACGAGGAUUCCCUUGGUAGCGGCGAGCGAACCGGGAAUAGCCCAGACUGAAAAUCCGGGGGCUGUGYUGCUCCCUGAAUUGUAGUCUUGAGAGGCAACCUCUGCAGCGGGCCUUGUGCAGGUUCCCCGGAAGGGGAUGCCGAAGAGCGUGACAACCCCGUCGAUCGCCGGACCCUGCUGCGCAACGAGGUGUUGUCCAAGAGUCGGGUUGCUUGGGAAUGYAGCCCCAAUUGGGUGCCAAUCUCUUUGGCGGGUGCGGCGGGCUGUGUUGGAUUUUGCGGUACCUUGCCAUUGGAGAUGGUCUACGGAGGGAAGUUCACCUGCUCGACCAUCGCUUCUUGCGGCUGCUCGUCACACCCGCUACCUGGUUGAUCCUGCCAGUAGUUAUAUGCUUGUCUCAAAGACUAAGCCAUGCACGUCUAAGUGUGAACACUUUGCACCACGACGACUGGCGGUCAACGACAAUCAAGGCCAUGAGGACACUUGUAUAGUGGUUCCACGACGACCGGCGGUCAACGACAAUCAAGGUCAUGAGGACACUUGUAUGCAAUAUGCCUUCGAGGUGCUGGUGGUGGAAAUGGUCAGUGAGCCCCGAGGGAGCGAUGGCUUGGGUCAGAGGUUUCCUCAAGGAGGAUUGAAUCAGCUCCAGCAGGGAGAAGAGGUAAGAGCCCCGGAAGAGGAAGUGAGGCUAGCACUGCAGCAGGGAAGGGACGGGCAACAGGACAGGGCUACCCGGGUGGAGAGCUCGCUGGGGUUGUAUGGAGAUGUGCGACCCCAGGGUAGGAUUAACUCCCACCAACUUAUGUCCUCACAGCGGCAAUCGGCUCAGCCUUCUGCAACAUGCCUUGUGGUUACCUCUAUGCCGGCAGUCCCCAUGGUAGGGGCAUCGCUGCUCCCAAUGACAUCUCGGCCAUCUGCUCCGAUUGGCCCCUCACGGCCCUCGCAUUUGUCAGUGAUACGUAGCACGAGCUCGAUCUCCAUCUCUCGAGUUAAUAUAGAAGCAUGUCGUUCGCUUACGUUUCAGGGGACGACGGGUGGGUGGUUGAUGGAUGAAGCCGGCCCCUCCUCUCGGGUGCCUGCGGGAGGAUGGUUUGUUGAGGAAUCGGCUACACAAGAAGAUAUGGUGGGGCCGCCAAUCCAGGAGAUCGAUCCUGUGGGCGAAAUUGCUAUUCCCCCUCGAGAGGGUAAAGUCGAUUGGCCUUCUAGGCAAGUAGCCACGGGGUCGGUAAGGGAUGGCACGUGUGAUAAGAAAAGGCUCCAGGAGGAAUUUGGUGAGGGAUCUUCAGCCAGGAAGCAUUCUCGGGCUCGGAGGACGGCUAGGCAAGGGAAAGCUAAGGGGAGGAUGGAUCCUAAAGGGAAAACAAGAGAAGGGAGAAUGCUUCGUCAGCCUGUGCAGAACAUGGGCCCCCCUCCUGAGGGGCGGGCUACUAGCCGGCCAGCGGGCCUCACGCGACUUGACCGGGUUAUUGAGGUAAGUGACGAGGAAGGCUCGAAUGCGGUGCCGGUUCAGUCGGCGUCGUGCCAGGAGAUUAGGGCACCACUGAGAACUUUGCACGGUGAGAAUUCUGCGUUGCCUGAUCUGCCUCAAGGGCGGGUGAGUCUAUCAUCCUCGGAUCCUGCACGGCGUGCGCAGGAGGAAGGCCGGGAGGAGGAACCGGAGCCCAAAACGGAAAGGAGGAACAUGGAUCCACGAGAGGGAGAGGUUUUUAGCGAUAGGUCGCACAUCCAACUAUUGGAUGGUGUUUUGGAGGAUAUGCUGUCAGAAGGGCGCUUAUAUUUGGUACCCUUAGUUUUCAUGGAGACUGAAUCGGUUUUGCAGGUACUUACGGUGUCGGCGUCGGCAGGGGUGCACAACGCAAGGUUUCCGAUGGUUGCUUUGUCCGCUACGCCUACACAGCAACAAGCUCUUUUGGUAGCUCAAGAAUGGGUGGGGGCUGCGGCCGAGGUAGCGAUGGUCCCAGGGCUCUCUGCCAUUCGGUUGUUGGCCCCUACCAACCAUGGGUUUCCGGUGGGACUGUAUUGCUUCUUUGUACGGGCAAAAUAUGAGGGGUCACAGGGGACCGCUUUGCCAGCCCCUAGCUUUGGUUGGGGGAAUCUUGCGUUGGUUCUGGAUUUUGCGGAGGCGGAAGAAUAUGUGGCUGUCACAGCUAUGUCAGCACCAUUACGGAUCCUUAAGGAUCUUGAUGAGCGUAUGCCGGCAGCUAAACGGUUCUCAAGUGGAAUGGUCCGGUGGUUCCGCAAAGAAAAUCGAGUAUGUCGGUUCGGGUGUCGUGAUCAGACUGAUCCCGGGGGAGUGGUCGGGGGUAAUGUUCGACUUUCUGAUAUGAAUGGGCUGAUUGGCAAGCUCGGGAUGCGGAAUUGUGGGGGCUCAGCUCAAAAGUCAAGUGCUCGGAUUUCGGGCUACGAAUGGCCUGGAGGGGGCCAGGUCAAGUCUAAUGCAUUUGCUGACGAUACUGCAGCGGUAUCACAGGUAACACAACAGAGCAUUUCGGCCUUGCGGAGUGAGGUAGCUAUGUUUGAGAAGUAUGCAGGUGCAAGGAUCAAUUGGGAGAAGUCGGUGGCAGUGGUCCCGGAGGGGACAGAUGGGGGAAUUUUUGAAGGGAUGACCACGCAGCUGGCUGAAGAUCAAUUCUUGUACCUCGGUAUUUUGGUUCCUGCGGCACUUUCUUCAGGACAGCAGCUAGAAGAAAUGUUGCACAAGGCAGUGGUGCGUAUGGUGGCCUGGGCAAAGAAGGCCUCGCAUGGGGUUUUUGGGAAAGUGCUCAUCGCUAAUAACGCGGUGUCUGCAAAGCUGUGGUACGCAGAUGUCUCUAGGAGAAGGAGAGGCGGAUGGUCUUUCUUUGGCAAGGCUUGGAAACCAUACUGUAAGGUGAUAACAGGAGGGGAGCAGGUUGGGCAAUGGUCUUGGGAGCUUACGUGGGACGACGAGGAUAAGGGGGGUUUUGGGGAUGGUAAAGGGAUUGGUAGGGAUAGAGGAAGGAGAAGUCGUAACAAGGUUUCCGUAGGUGAACCUGCGGAAGGAUCAUUGACACGGGAAUGGCUUAUCUUGGGGGUGUGGGACGCUGGCUUGCUCGCCCUUCUGCCGCCCUUUGCCCCCAUCCUCCCUGCAACGGCUUUUCUCUUCCGUUUCAGCACCAUCUUUGGGCUGCUGGCGGCUGGCCCGGCGCAUAAGGGCGCGUGGUGUAGGUCGAGGGUGGGGGGAGUGGGCAGGGUCCAGGGUUUUGUGGCGUUGCUCCCCCUUCAUCUCGUCUCGCCUCCACAGGUUGUUACCUCGGCCCAGCCCCACUCUCGACUUCUGGUCGGGAUGACGGUUGGUCCGGGCACGGACAGCCCUUCGGGAGGGUUAGAGGCGGGAUGUCGUGUGGUGGCGGCGGUCCUCGGCCUGCGUAUCCGUGCUCCUUCCCGUCUCAGCUUUGUCCAGACCUCCUUUCCAUCCCGGCCUCGACCUCGGCUUCGUGCGAAGCUUGUGGCUUGUUUGGGGAUCGAGGGUCGUGUCUUGAGAGGCAACCUCUGCAGCGGGCCGUGUGCAGGUUCCCUAGAAGGGGACGCCAAAGAGGGUGACAGCCCCGUCGACCUCCGGACCCUGCUGCGCAACGAGGUGUUGUCCACGAGUCGGGUUGCUUGGGAAUGCAGCCCCAAUUGGGUGGGGAGCCAAUUCAAGUCGACGAGGCAUUUCACGCAGACAAACUACUGCAAGGACGUCAGCGAUGAGGCUUUGUACGAGAUCGCGCGACGGAGUGAACAGAAGUUCGAGAGCGAUCAAAUGGAGAGGGUUGCCAGGUACGCGGCGGAGCGCGGAGUCGAUGUGCCUGGCACCGGUGGUGUGAGGGGAGGAGAGGCGGGGCGGGAGCCCGUGGAGGGAGCGUCAGUAGGGGUCGGGGGAGAUGGUGGAGGUGGAGACACGGAGGAGGGCGCGAUCGACGUCGAUCGCGAGGCGCGUGUCCCGGGCGAGCAGGGAGUCCCGGAACACGAGGACGUGCUUGAGGUUUAUCCAGGCACUGGGGAGAGGAUGGAGGACUUUUUGAGGCGAGCAGCCAAGGGACCUGUAGGGGAGGGUUCUUCCAAGAGGAAGGAAGGUGGAACAGAUCCGGCCGUUGCCCCAGCAGGGAAGAGGCAUCGCCAGCAGAAGGUCACUGACGUCUACGGUGGCGAGUGGGUUGCUCGCCACAAGAAGACAUUCCUUCGCUGGCUCUAUUUCAGCGGGGUCCCCUUCAAUGCCUUCCGCAACCAGGCUUGGAAGGCAUACCAGCAGGUCCUUCUUGAGCAGCAUGGCAAUUCCCCGCGCGCUGUGCUCCCCAGCCACAACGAGAUUGCGAGUAUGCAGGCGGUGGAGACCCACCGUGAGGAGCUGGCAGAGGAGUUGGAGGAGGUGAGGCAGCCAUUCUGGAUCACUGGUGCCACCCUCCUCUCCGACGGGAGGAAAUCACGAGACGGGAGACCGAUCAUGAAUUUCCUUACCGCCGGCUCGCGAGGGGUCGUCGUCUACACGACGAUCAAUCGCGAGGGCGAGCCGGACGAUGCAGUGCACGUCCUUCAGAGAUGGGUGACCAUCUUCCACGAGUUCAGUUUCGGCGGCCCGCAGCGGGUCAAUGCGAUAUGCACAGACUCCGCAUCGGCACGUGCUUCCAUUUUCCGUCCUUACCCCAGGGAGGAUGAUUAUGACGAGGAGCCGGUACCCGAGGCAGCGGACCACCCCGCGCUCCACAUUCGCCGUGAGAUCGACGAGACGCACCUGUACCCCGAGGUGGACACCAGGGUGCAUACUGCACGACGAGACGCUGACAGGGCAGAGAGGGAGAUGAUGGGGGGAGAGGAGGAGUUGUGGGCACCAUUCGGGGAGGUCGCUUCGACGGGCGGCACAGGAGCGCGGGCGACGAGCCCCGCUCCGACGAGGCAAGAGUCGUCCAUGCCGCCACCUUCUGCUCCGAGUCUUGCACCGCCAUCGCCCGUCGCGCCAUAUGAGCCGACCACGGCAGCAAAGGACACGGAGGAGUUGGCGUCCUCUUUGCCUCAGCGCGGACAACUCCACAGAGGCGGGGCAGUCCGACAGCUGAGGGUACGAUUACCUUCUCCGGGGGUCUUGCAGGAGGAGGGGGCACCGUCGGCAGCAGCAAUGGAGGGGGAGAUGGCAGUGGAGGGGGGAUUGGCGGACACGACGAUUGCAGGUGUGGUGGACCAGAUAGCUGUAGCAGCAGCGGCUUCAUUGCUAGAGGAGAUGGAAGCUUCAAUGUUGGCGGAGGAGACACCGGCGCCAGGGGGAGCAGAUGCAGUGGAGGGGCAGGCGGGAGCAGCAGGAGGAGCAGCGGGAGGAAAAGUUGAAGGAGCAGCUGCACUGGAUGGGCUUGUGGCUGCAGCAGCAGGAGCAGCGAGACGAGGAGGAGUGUCCCCCGAUAGCUUGGAGUACGCUCUGAUGGCAGCGACGCGUGUCGUACAUGCGCAGACUCCACGCAAGCGCGGAGUGCCUCCUCGUCCACACCCCGUGCCCGCAGAGGGAGGAGAUGCACUUGGAGAGACUUCAGGGGCAAAGGGGUUGGGGAUGCCUCGUGGAUCGCGCCGUGAGCAGACGGUUACCGAGGCUAGUGCGAGGGUUGUUUUGUUGAGGAAGGCAGGAGCCCCUGUCACCAUCGAGGAGGAUGAUCCUGAGACAGAUGUGGCAGUGCGGGAGGAGGACGAGGACUAUGAGGGCGAGGAGGAGGGAGAGGAGGAGAGCGAGAGAGGUUCCGAUGGUGACUACGACCACGACGAGCACGAGCCCCCACCUCCCCCACCGAAAGGUGCAGCCAGACAGCGCGCUCCGCAGACUUCUUCAUCAUCACGAGGGAGGAGGAGUUCGACAUCCGACACGCGAGGGGGUACGAGGAGACAAAGCGGGAAGGGGAAGAAGCAUCGUUGACUGAUGAGGCCAACACUCAUUUUUUCCCCUGCUCGCACUGAGAUCUUGGUGGUAGUAGCAAAUAUUCAAAUGAGAACUUUGAAGACCGAAGUUAAGAAGGGUUCCAUGUGAACAGCGCUUGGACAUGGGUCAGUCGGCCCUAAGAGAUGUGGAAACCUUGUAUCAAGGGCGCACUGCGCGCCGCACAUCGAAAGGGGGUCGGGUUAAUAUUCCCGAACCGGGUUUUGGAGGUGGACGGUAACGUAAGCAGCUCCGGAGAUGCCGGCGGGGGCCGUGGGGAGGGUUCUCUUUCCUUCUUGACGGCUCGCCCACCCUGGAAUCGG